Messenger RNA from Parastagonospora nodorum SN15, 3762 nucleotides. RefSeq lists its product as hypothetical. Lineage: Eukaryota; Fungi; Ascomycota; Dothideomycetes; Pleosporales; Phaeosphaeriaceae. Bases 1 to 3762 code for a protein of 1253 amino acids. The record is from RefSeq and is a predicted model, not a curated record. The transcript has 4 exons.
AUGGACAUGAUACAUAUCGCGGAGCUCAACCCAGAGCUGCCCUUCCGCGACACGAAGCAGUUCAAAGCCGCCGUCACCCUGAUAUGGCCCUAUUCCUCCUCGCAGCGACAAUUUGCGCUACUCCUCGCCGAAUCUGACUUCCGGUUACGGCGAAAGAAGGGCCAGGUCCGGGUUCGCUUCUCCGGUUCCAGCGCGAAAGCACUUGCGACAACGGGCGUGGGAAUUGGAGAUGAGGUCGUCCUAAGCUUAAGAGGCGCGCAGUUCGUACAGGAUGACACUGUCAGCACGCCGGGACGGAGCAUCGACUGGGAGCUGGAGUAUAAACAAACCGUGGCAGUACAGGUCUUCCGCGAAGGCGCCGAAAUCGCGAACCUCGAGCUGUACGAUGCAGCACCAACACCUGCAAGACGGUCGCCUGUUCGCCAACAGACCAGUUCCACUCCCGGUUCUGCCCAGCAAUGGUCUUCUCCGGCAUUCCUCAAGCGCGCACGACUGUCUGAUGGCCCGUUCUUCGAAGCUCCAUACGAUCCUUUGACAGACGAGAAUGCAGACGGACAUGACAAGAAGAGGCGGCGGAAGUCUUACAGAGACUGGAAAGCAUGGACAUACAAUGCGCGGACACCAUCUCCCGAGAAGGGCGAUGUCGGGACCGAAGAAGAGCUGGAGGAAAUGGACGCAUCACCCAGUCGCCCAUCACAACUACCGCGAACCCCAAUCUCCCCCUCCAAAUCACAAUCGGUGUCUCUUGCUGCAGGAACAGAAGUGAUAGACAAGGACAAGCUUCAAGCAGCACCGAUCGCAGACCCAAGCGUACAAGGGGUGGACACAAAAGCAAUGCAGAAACCAAAUCCCGACGACUUUGUUCGAGACGGCGAGUACUACGAUUUGUAUGCUGGACCUGACGAAGAUCGACCUAUAGACUCACAGUACGCGUUUGGAGGAGACACAGAAGCCAACACGGAGGAAGAAACACUGGAGGAUACAGAUGCUGCUAGCAUCAGUCCGACCGAGGCUGCCACUGAAGACAUGGAGCAAAAUAGCCAAGAGCCAGACCGUGUAGCGGGGAAGUCGUCCCAGCUUAUAAGUCAAGGAUUGUCUGGAGUCCACGCAGGGGACAUGGUCCAAGAUGGCGGUACCCUAGCAGAGUCGCAGACCCGAGAUAUUGUGCAAGUCACGAUAGACGACGUUGACUCUGUAGGCGCGGAAAAGAUAGAGGCAGUACCCAGGAUCGCCAUGCCGCCGCCGACUCUAUCACCUCUCAAUACGAGCUUCAAUGUGCCUAGAUCUCCUGGGGCGCUUACACCUAUAGGAAACGAGCCGGCAAGUCCAACCCUAAAGCCUCUAGAUUCAGCUCUUCUCCCUCUUCCUUCGCCAUUCCCUGGAGAACGUGAAUCCAACGUCGAAUCAUAUUUCGAUGAAGCCUCGACCAGCGAACCAGCGGUGGAGCUCGAGACGGCGGAGGAAGAGAGGCCGCCCAGUGAAGCUAGCUACAUCAUGGAAAAUUCCUUCUUCAGCUCAAUCGGAUCGUCAAAAGCGAAUCCGUUCCACCCAGACCACGAGUCAGCUUUCACACCCGUACGCUUCACGUUUGGUAUGGAUGGCGCUGGCUACAGCAGACCAUUAGAUCUAUCUUCGCCGGCACCGGAGGCCGCCAAAACAAGCUCGAUCGAGCUUGAUCAGGACGAUGCCGAAUCUGUAGCUUCAGGCGGCUCGGACGAGGUACCGGAAACAAUCCCGGACAACGCCACUUUCAAAACAGAGACAACCAAUAACGCGAGUGGCCCAGCAACAGCAUCUAAAAUGGUCGAUGAACUUCCAGUGGCGGGGCAAGCGUUGGAAGCGGAGUCUCCAAAAGCCAAGCAAGCAGUGCCUGAGGUCAUCGAACUGUCCUCAGACCCCGACUUAGAGGACUCUGAUAAAGAUGAGAUCGAGGAACAAGCCCAACCAGAUGAAGCCCCAAUUGCGGACGAGAUCGAGAGGGAGGACGGCAUGCCAAAGGGGCCCAGCCAAUCCGCCCCUGUAUCCACGAUUGUUGACUUGGGGUCGCCACCAGCUAGCAGAGAGGUGGACGACAUGAUACCGGAAACUCUGAACUACAACAAUGCUGGACAGGCAGAUCAAGAAGGCUUUCAGAAUACCCUCGAUGCUUCUCUCCAACACCAGGAUGUUGGCCCAUCGCACACCCAGCCAGUGAAUCCGGAAAGUGAUGAAAGACAUAACUUUACCACGAACACCCACGGGACAGCAACUGCUCACACAACAACACAGGAAGGAUCACGGGCCAUGAUGGAAGCCAAUGUGCAUGACCAGCCGUUCAUGGUGGAUCUUUCUGGACCAUACCCGGGGAUGGAAAUUCCUGACACGUUCAUGGAGGGAACCCUACUCGAGGCCGAUUCUUUCUAUAGCGGGCAGUGGGAGACAGAGGAUGUAGAGGGACUCCAUCCUGAUGUGAAGCUAGAGUCAGUCGAGGAGGGUUCGGUGUUCCGGAUGGGCGAGCUAGAUACGCAAGGACAAGAAACUACAGAACCGUCUGGAGAGAUGCUGAUCGAAGUGUCUGAGGAGGGUCACAAAGUCGGGGAAUUACACACCAUUGCCGUGCCUGCUUCCGGACCUGCAAGGAAUACUAGGUCCAAAGCUAAGACAUCUGCAUCGCCUGCCAAGGAUGACAUCUCUCCACCGAAGCGUACCACGAGAUCGACGAAAUCCAAGGCUCCUCAACCACACGAUAUGGACAAUUUCCUAAAAGACUUCCAACCCUCACAAGCGCUUGAUGCUUCUCAGGGUCGAUACUCGAAUGCGUCCUUCGUCAAGGACUCAGAAGAGGAGAGCCUACACUCUGAGCGCUCUUUGUCUACUGUCAAGUACUCGGACGAAUGGAACACGUUCACAAACUUUAGUGAUCCACUGGGAGAUCACGAACAGAACAAAUUCUCAAACUUGAAGCCUCCCCCAGCAAGUGCACCGCAAGCCGAAACUCGAGCAGUAGUGAGGACCGAAUGGAAGAGGAGCGGAACGCAAGUGGCACCUAGCAAAAGUAGUCCGGCUCGUUCAGAUUUCUCGAUGGUUGACCCAACAUCUCAAGGCAGCCCUGGCCGAAAGCUGCGCUCAAGAGGCUCGACAGAAGCCGCGUCCAGUCCUCGCGUAACGCGAGUAACAAGGCAGCAUUCACGCAAUGUCUCGUUAGCAUCACAACAAGCAGAUAACCUUUCAGAGUCAGCAACGCCCAAAGCAAAGCGACUCGCAUACCCUGCGGGUGAAGGUGAGGUCAUUGAGCUUCCAAGUUCACCUCCGGCGUCAGCCGAUAUUGACGAAACCAUGCGGAGCUCUACUCCAGCUCCUGCGCCUCUCCAAUCACUAAACCGCCAGUCGAUCAUGGACAGUAAUAGGCCAAUCACUCCAGAUGCGACACAGCAAACCAACAAGGACUCGCAGAACAGCACACUCGCCGUGCAGCAACAACAGACCUUGCCAAUUACACCCCAGCUCACUCAAGCCACAUCCGCAGGGUUGCGCUCGAUCAAAAAAUCUAUGAUGACUGAAACCGCUGACACAGGCGACGUCGUCCUCCUGCGCGCCUUCGCCGUCAAGUCACUCAACCGUCACCCCACACUCACGUCCGCGGACGAAAGUAGUUGGUGUGUGUGGCGCUAUGCGAAACCUGUUUGGGGUGCGAAGCGUAGUGCGUACGGGGAGUUGAGGGCGCGAGAGGAGGUUAAAGGGCCCGGUGGUGGAGAGGGGCGAGGGCGAAUGGAGGGAGGUUGA